Molecule: messenger RNA, 1615 nt
Organism: Papaver somniferum (opium poppy)
Lineage: Eukaryota; Viridiplantae; Streptophyta; Magnoliopsida; Ranunculales; Papaveraceae
Product: ribokinase-like
Exons: 12
Coding region: 66-1328 (420 amino acids)
Molecular function (GO): kinase activity
Source: RefSeq, a predicted model, not a curated record
ACAACUUUUGUUCCUAAUCCAAUCCAAAACUCUCUCUCUCUCCUCCUGAGAACUAAAAGAAAAGCAUGUCAAUCACUACAGUUUCCAGGCAUUUGUCAUCAUCGUCAUUUCUUUUUCCCUUUCCUUCUUCAAGUCUAAAUUUCUCCUAUUCAAUUAGUAAGGGUAGAGAUUGUAAUUUCAGGAAAAACAUGUCAUCAUCAUCUCAUCCGAUUCAGGCAUCAUCAACUUCUUCUUCUUCUCUUCCACUUCCUCAAGAUCGGAUUGUCGUAGGUGUCGGUGGCACGGUAGUGGAUUACUUGGCUACAGUGGAUGCUUUUCCAAACCCAGAUGAUAAAAUUCGAAGUACCAGUUUGAAGGUUCAAGGAGGUGGCAAUGCUGGAAAUGCUUUAACUUGUGCUGCUCGCCUGGGUCUGAAUUCAAGGCUGAUCUCAAAGCUUGCAAAUGAUGCUCAAGGGAGAGGUAUAGUAGAAGAACUAGAAGCUGAUGGCGUAGAUACCUCACAUCUUGUGGUUUCCAAGGAUGGAAAUUCACCAUUCACAUACAUCAUUGUUGAUAACCAAAGGAAAACCCGUACCUGUAUUCACACACCUGGAUACCCUCCAAUGGUGCCCCAUGACAUGACACAGUCAAGCUUGAUGUCUGCCUUGGAUGGAGCGAGGAUUGUCUAUUCUGAUGUGAGGUUGCAUGAAACUGCUUUGGUUGUAGCACAGGAGGCAAGUCGCAGGAAUAUACCGAUUUUAGUUGACGCGGAGAAAAAGAGAGACGGGUUGGAUGAACUUCUGAACCUUGCAGAUUAUGUUGUUUGCACAGCAAAAUUUCCCCAGGCAUGGACGGAAGCCUCUUCAAUUCCGAGUGCACUAGUAUCCAUGCUCAUGAUACUGCCUAAUCUCAAAUUUGUGAUUGUUACCCUAGGAGAUGAUGGAUGUAUAAUGCUGGAGAGAAGUCUUGAUGGAAGCCUUCAGCCAGAGGAAGUGGAUGUAGACAGCUCACUUCAAUUACUAAAACAGAGAGUUGAUGGCAGUAGCACCAUUCCAACUUGUAUCUCAUCCAAGUCAGUUGUGAGCUUGAGUGCGAAAGGAAUAGGAGCUGUAAAUGGGAGACUGCUUGUUGGAACAGCAGAGAAGAUACCACCUUCAGAGCUUAUAGACACCACCGGUGCUGGAGAUGCAUUUAUUGGUGCAACUCUUUAUGCCAUCUGUGCAGGAAUGCCACCUGAGAAAAUGUUGCCUUUUGCAUCCCAAGUGGCGGGUGCAAGUUGUAGAGCCUUGGGAGCUCGAACUGGUCUUCCAUGGCGCACAGAUCCACGCAUAACUCCGCAUUUACUUUAGACAUAAGUCACAUAACUGGGUAUGAAAAUAACUUUUAUUUUUACUCUAGACAUAUCAGUUGGUCCUCCCAUGGUUGUCAACUAUCUCGAAUGUACUUUCUGCACCAUUAUUGAGCCUUGGAAGCUCAAGACGUGCUUUACUGUAGUUGAUUUAAAGAAAGUCAAACAGUUGCAAGUUGUAUGUUUGCUUUGUUGAACCUCUGUGGAAGCUGAGAAAUAAAUUGAAUUGAACUGUAUCGACCAACAUGUUUUUGAAUUGAACCGUUGAAAAUGUUACCAUGUCUGAAA